GCAGACACCCAAAUUGCUCCAGUGCUUUUCUCCGUACUCAAAACCAGAUCUUCUCAGGAUGAUUAAGCUCCUUCUGCUCUGCCUUUUGGCUACUGUGGUUACAAUGGAGAAUGACAAGCCAUCAGAUUCUUCAUUGACUACCCACACAACCACCACUGAGAAAACUGACCACAAAGCCACCAAGAGCCACCUAUCAGAUUCUUCACCGACUACCCACACAACCACCAAGAAGACAGCCACUGAGAAAACUGACCACAAAGCCACCAAGAGCCACCUAUCAGAUUCUUCACCGACUACCCACACAACCACCAAGAAGACAGCCACUGAGAAAACUGACCACAAAGCCACCAAGAGCCACCUAUCAGAUUCUUCACCGACUACCCACACAACGACCAAGAAGACAGCCACUGAGAAAACUGACCACAAAGCCACCAAGAGCCACCUAUCAGAUUCUUCACCGACUACCCACACAACCACCAAGAAGACAGCCACUGAGAAAACUGACCUCAAAACCACCAAGAGGACCAUCCCUCAGCAGGUCUCCUUAACUUGCAAUUGUAAUGGUGGGCUAAAGUGUCAACAUGAUCACUGUUUAAUUACAGCACCAAACGUUUUCUGUGUAACUACGGCAGAACAGAAUACCCUUGAAAAAGCAAAAGGUAAACCUCGUUCAGCUCUAAACCAAACCUGCCAGGAGAACUAUGAUUUUUGCAACACUGACAUCACUAUCACCCUAAAUGAAGACGUUUACUGGAGAAGCUCUACCAAAUGCUGCAACGACUCAAAUAACUGCAAUUCUGCCUCCGUCAAAGCCCCACAGCCGAGCACCACUACAGGCAACCGGGUGUGUCCCUCUUGCUUUGCUCUAAAUGCAACCGACUGCACACCCACCGACAUGAACUGUGUUGAAUCCGAGACCAAAUGCAUCAACGUUACGGGGACUGUCAAUAAUGGUACCAGCACGUCAAGAUUCGUCGGCAGGGGUUGUGCCUCUGAUUCGGUAAUGAAAAUUAAAAACGAUUCCACGCUGGUUUUUGGAACCAACACUUACCAUUUUACGAGCAUCACGGCAGACGCCAGCCAGACUCUGGGGAGUGUACCCUUUAUCUUCCUUCUGUCCAGUUUUCUUGGGCUUUUGCAAGCCAAAUUCUACUACUGACCUCCACUCGUGCAUGGAGCUCAAUAAAUCUUCUUUAUUCAAGUUAAAGGAACAUCAUGGACCCUAGUAUUGUUUGCGUGUUCAAAUGGCAAAUUAGUUAAAUAAAAGGGGAUUCUACCUGACAUUCAUGCGAAUGGAUGGUGUUACCUAGCUGAACAGUUAGAAUAUUUUAAAAGUAGCAAUGGGGAAUAACUCAGCUUGGCAGUGCGAGAGGCAGGCUAGGUGGGAUCUUUUCAACAGCUAUACUGAAUGGCUUGAAACGUUCCACAGAGAAGGCAAUGAGACCAGAUUGUAAUUUUAAAUAUUUUUAUAAGUUUUUGGCAAAAACAUUCAUACAGGGAGACAUAGAGAAGCUUAUACACAGUUCCUACGAUAUAAAAAGGGUGGGAAAAUAGGUUUGGAUGAAAGAAUAGGAAGGGAGCAGUGGGGAUUUAUACGUUACCUAGGUUCAGCUGAGAAGUUCUGGAAGAAGGCAAGGAUUCCUAUGCCAGCAUGGAAAUCCAAGCGAAGGACGAUAUCGUGUCUCACAACCAACUUGACCAAGAGAGGUUCAGGCCAGUAAAAUGAGCUGGAACGAGCCAGCGAGCUCACUAGGUGCUGGCUAGCUAGCCAGCUAGCGUGAACUAGAGGUAGCGCACUGAGCUUGGGGUGCACUGCAUUUUUAUACCCCUUUGCGCAGUUUGGGUGGGAGAAAGUAAGUUUCGUUUCCUGGAUCUCAUGGGUUUCCAUGCUGGGAUCGCUGGGUUGAGCUAAUUAGUAGCUCAUCUAUUGUCUUCUAAGUACCGGGUUGUUAGUGCCAAUUGUUUCGUGAUUCUAUCAGUGUUAGUCUUGAAUGACUUAUACAGAGAUACUCCUUGGAGUCUCUGCCCAGGUAUUCAAAUUUGGAUGAGGCUUGAGUGAAUUGGGAAGGGAAAAAUUGUUAAGGAAAAGGUUCUAAAAGGCAGAGGAAAUGCAGAAACCUGUAUCAGGGAGUUCUCUAGGUUCUUUGUGUUAGCGAACUUCUUUGGCAGGGUGUGGUAAUCAAGAUGCAUGUCCAUGGGGCUUCCAGUCUCAGCUGACUGCAUCAACCCUUUUAAUGAUCUCAUUUUGCUAACAGACCUUUUUGCACAUUUUGGCCUGUAUUAAUAUCUGGACAUUCUGCUACACACACACACACAAAUAUAUGGCUGUUGGCAUUUGCCAGUACAUAUUGCAGGAAAAUCAUGUGAAAUCCAUAUUCCAGUCAUGCUGGGUAUGAAGGGUAGGGCAACAGUGUACAUGUGUUUGCAUGCACUUUGGCAAUGGGAGGGGAAUAAAGGCUGGCAUUAUUGUGACUUUCUGCACUAAUAAAUCUGCCUAUGGGUGUCA
This is a messenger RNA of Sphaerodactylus townsendi, 2506 nucleotides long. RefSeq names its product A-agglutinin anchorage subunit-like. The record is from RefSeq and is a predicted model, not a curated record. The transcript has 5 exons. The coding region runs from base 59 to 1159 and encodes 366 amino acids. NCBI's taxonomy places the organism in Eukaryota, Metazoa, Chordata, Lepidosauria, Squamata, Sphaerodactylidae.